UAGGAACUCUUGUCCACCUUCACAUCCAUUUUAGUUUUUACUGAAAGUGAACUCAGUGACUCUGAUGAAGGAAUUCUGGUUACAACUUCAAACAACUUGUCAGUAGUACAAAACGGGAACCUUUGCCUUAAAAUAUCUUUCAUUUUUCACGUCAAACUUUCUUUUUCUUCUGUAUCAAAUUUCUCAAUGGAUCUCAACAUAUCUACUCACCGUGUUAAUCCUGUCAAUGUAAUUCCCAUUUCUCCUUCUAAUCUAGGGUUUCAAACUAAUCUAUCCAGAAAUCUUAAACUUUUUAAGGUUUCUAAUGAUACGUCCAUCUAUAAAACAUCUAAAUUAUCUCUUCUAAAGUCUGGGUUUCAAUCAAAAUCUCGAAUUUUUGCGGUUGCGGAACCGAUUUCACAGAAUAUUGAUGCAGUGGAAAAUAAGGUUUCUUUGAAUCCUGCUUAUACUAAAACGCCUUCAAAUAGAGAAUUGCGAACUCCUCACAGUGGGUAUCAUUUUGAUGGAACUACAAGGAAAUUUUUCGAGGGUUGGUAUUUUAAGGUGUCAAUUCCAGAAAGAAGGCAAAGUUUCUGUUUUAUGUAUUCAGUGGAGAAUCCUGCAUUUCGUAAGAAAAUGACUACAUUAGAACAGAUUUUCAAUGGACCUAGAUUUACUGGAGUUGGGGCUCAAAUACUUGGACCAGAUGAUAAGUACAUUUGUCAAUUUUCUGAGGAAUCUCAGCACUUUUGGGGAGGUAGGCAUGAAUUAACACUAGGGAACACCUUUACAGCUGGGAAAGCCUCGCCUCCCCCAAAUAGGGAAGUUCCUCCUCAGGAAUUUGAUGAUAAAGUCUCUGAAGGCUUCCAAGUUACCCCACUUUGGAAUCAAGGCUUUAUCUGUGAUGAUGGAAGAUCAAGUUACGUGAACACUGUAAAGACUGCGCGAUGGAAAUAUAGUACGCGUCCUGUUUACGGUUGGGGUGAUGUUGGCUCGAACCAAAAAGCUACAGCAGGCUGGCUUGCAGCUUUUCCUGUAUUUGAGCCUCAUUGGCAAGUUUGCAUGGCAGGUGGACUGUCCACAGGCUGGAUAGAAUGGGACGGCGAACUUUUUGAAUUUGAAAAUGCACCUUCUUACUCAGAGAAGAAUUGGGGUGGAGCGUUCCCAAAGAAAUGGUUCUGGGCUCAAUGCAAUGUUUUUCAAGGCGGAGAAGGAGAAGUUGCUUUGACUGCUGCCGGUGGUUUAAGGGAACUGCCUGGAUUGAACAGCUAUGAAAAUGCUGCACUGAUUGGAGUUCAUUGUGGAGGAAAAUUUUAUGAAUUUGUUCCAUGGAAUGGUGUUGUUAAUUGGGAAAUUGCACCAUGGGGGUAUUGGCACAUGUAUGCAGAAAAUGGAUCAUAUAAGGUGGAAUUAGAAGGAACUACAAAGGAUCCAGGAACUCCGUUGCGAGCUCCUACAUCUGAAGCAGGGCUUGCAGUAGCUUGCAGAGAUACGUGUUUCGGGGAUCUAAGAUUACAAAUGUGGGAAAAGAGAUAUGAUGGUAGUAAGGGCAAGGUUAUUCUAGAUGUUACAAGCAAUAUGGCAGCACUAGAAACUGGUGGAGGGCCUUGGUAUACUACAUGGAAAGCGAAGACCUCUUCACCUGAGAUAAUCAAUCAAGCGCUCAACUUCCCAGUUGACUUCGAAGAGAUUCUUGGAGCUGUUCCCUUUCUUAAACCUCCUGGUCUCUAAUUAUUUGGUCACAUCUCCCACUGCAGUCUCUGGUCGAAAAUGCUUUCUUUUCUUUUCUUUUCUUUUCUUGUUGGUGGAAGGAAGCAGAAUCUCCUUGCUCGUGAUAUGAACUUCAAAGAAAGUGUGUACAGUGCAUUACUCUCUUAAUUUCUGGAAAUUCACUUAUCUGACUGAACCUGCGCUCUCAAAGUCUGUUUUUAAGUAAGCCAGGGAUACAUGUGUAUAUCAACUGAAUAUGAUUAGCUCAGCUUGCUAAGCAGUUUUGGUCCCUGA
Molecule: messenger RNA, 1983 nt
Organism: Papaver somniferum (opium poppy)
Lineage: Eukaryota; Viridiplantae; Streptophyta; Magnoliopsida; Ranunculales; Papaveraceae
Product: tocopherol cyclase, chloroplastic-like
Exons: 10
Coding region: 187-1710 (507 amino acids)
Molecular function (GO): tocopherol cyclase activity
Source: RefSeq, a predicted model, not a curated record